UUUCAAGGCACAAAACAAUGGAAAGGCCCCAAAAGUUUUCUAAAGUAUCAAAUCCAUACCUAUAUAUACCAUCAUCAUUGGCAUUACCUUCCAAAAUAAAACACCCUCUUUAUUUGUUUUAAAGAACAUUUUCCUGGAUCAUCUAUGGCAGAACAAAGGCAACUAUUCCGAUUUCGGCUCCCUUGGCAAUCAGCACCAGCUGCGCCUCCACCUCCACCUCCACCUCCACGUCCUUCAAGCGAAUCACAGCCUCCUGGUCCUAAAAUUGAAACCCAAACGCCCGCUCAAUCCAGCACUGCCUCCAUUCAGAGGCCACCAUUCAGGCCUGCAGGGAUUGCCUCGUCAGUACUGCCCCCUACAGCUUCCCAAGCACGUGCAGCACAACCUCAAUAUCCUCGGUCGCCAACACCAUCGCCAACAGUCGCUUCGAAGCCUCGAUCAGCACCUCAAACUCGGGCUGAAGCUCCAUCACCUUCACGUGCAGCGCCUCAAACCGGAGCUUCCGGCUCUGUGCCCUCAUCACCAUCUCGCACAUCUCAGGCCCAACCAGCAUCUGGGACAACCUCUUCGCCUAUAUCUCGUCCAUCCUCUCCACCUGCUGACCGACGGACAUCACAACCCUCUUCUCCAUCUCGCCCAACCGCUCAGGUGGAACCAACCGGUACAACGAAAUUACAACCAAUUCAAGAAAGCUCUCAGCCUUCGGCCGCUGCCACUCAGCCCCCAUCAUCUCUCUCUGAGAAAGAACCAAAGCCAGUGGUGACUCGUUUAUCCUCUCCACCUGCUGACCGAAGGACAUCACAGCCCUCUUCUCCAUCUCGCCCAGCAGCCCAGGUGCAGCCAGAUGUUACAACGAAAUUAAAACCCACAAUUCAAGAAAGCUCUCAGCCUUUGGCUGUUGCCACUCAGUCCCCAUCGUCUCUCUCUGAGAAAGAACCAAAGUCAGUGGUGUCUCUGCCACUAUCACAAGAGCCUCAACUCAAGGCCGCACAAGUGCCAUCUGAAACUAUUUCCAAUUCCCAGAACCGUACCCCAAUUAAAACCUCCUCUAAACUAGAUGGAGUGACGACACCGCCCACAGAAGCUUCACAAACUUCUCCAACUCAAAAGUUAGAUUCUAAUGCCAUUGGUGGCGAUGCUAAGCCAAAGUUAGAGGAAAGGGAAGUAGGGAAGGAAGUAGUGCGAGAAAUAAUUGAAGAAAAAACAAAUGGAUCAAGUUAUGAAGACCCAGCAAAGAAGACAAUCACUGCUGCGUUUCAAGAAAAACAGAAGCCAAAGUGGGAGAAGGAAGAAUCUUUUGACAGAAAGGAGUCAGUAGUCGCCACCAGUUCUAUUCCAAAACAGGUCAACAUUGCAAGUUCAAGACAUCCGAAGGAAAGGAGAUCAUCAAGCACAUUAACUACACAAAAACCGAGUGUUAUCUUCAACGGAGAACAACUUCCCCUGCACGAAGAGGUAAGGAGAGAUAUCUCUAAAUACGUUCAAAAGCUUACCACUAGCCAAUCCGAUUAUAAAAUGCCAGUUAGUGUCAUAACCCUAUCUGGUGAAAAUAGAGGAGCAUCAAUGCAGUUGGGCUUAGAGUCGACCAAAACAGAUGAAUUUGUCCCCAUUCACCGGGGUUACAAGCUCAACUCAGAUGAGAGCACUGACGCUACCACUGACGGAGAAGGGAGCUCCACAGAUAAAAGGACCAGAGAUCCAACCCCAAAAGAAAAUCCCCCAUCAAGGGCAUAUGUUAAUAGCAAUGUACAGAGUGUCAAUAACUCCAUUUUGUUCGACACUUCGGUCACCGAAAACAAUCCUGGCGUCCGGUUGGUUGUAUCAAAUAAACAAGAAGAACCACACAAGGCUGAGUUCAACGUCACCCCGGCGGAGAAGCUUAAGUAUCAACCAACAGUAAGAAGACGGUGCCUCAGAGGCCUUUUCAUGGAAUCAAGUGACUCGGAUACUCCGGAAAAGCGUCGACGUCAUGGUUGCCGGUUUAGCUGUGGGGAGAAUCUUUCUCUUGGUUGGAUGGCGUAAGUAUAUUUUCUCAUAAAGUUUGUCACACAUUGAUAAUAAGGAUGUUAUAACAUUCACCAAGUCAUGCUUUCCGUGUCAUGUUGUUAUUCUCUAUAGCUACCCCAUAUUUUGUAUAUUCCAAACUCCAUUUUCAUUGGGUUUAAGGUAAUUGUUUAUAUGUACAAUUAAUACAAUUGUUAA
This is a messenger RNA of Juglans regia (Persian walnut), 2202 nucleotides long. Its product is annotated as proteoglycan 4. NCBI's taxonomy places the organism in Eukaryota, Viridiplantae, Streptophyta, Magnoliopsida, Fagales, Juglandaceae. Bases 145 to 2022 code for a protein of 625 amino acids. The transcript has a single exon. The record is from RefSeq and is a predicted model, not a curated record.